GUCUCAAUGCAGUGUCCAGGCAGCUAUUGUGCUGGCCACCGUUUUGGACAAGCAUCCGCCAUCUGCAGCACGUCAGUCAAUUCAGUCACGUCAGCACGCCAGUCUCCUUACAGACUCGUAGUGAGAAUGGGUUCAUCAGGAAACUUCUUUGUCGGUGGUAACUGGAAGUCCAACGGCAGCAAGGACAGUGUCAGCAAGUUGGUCAAGGAUCUGAAUUCCUCCAAGUUCCCCAGCGAUGUCGAUGUCAUUGUGGCCCCCACAUUCCUCCAUUUGCCGUACGUUGUUGACAACAUUGAUCCUCGUUACCAAGUCAGCGCGCAGAACUGCUGGGUGGGCAAGGCAGGAGCCUACACUGGGGAGAUUGCCCCAGAGCAGCUGCUGGAUUUGGGCCUGCAAUGGGUCAUCCUGGGCCAUUCAGAGCGUCGAAGCCUGCUGAAGGAGAGCAAUGAGUUUGUUGGCGAGAAGACCGCCAAUGCCCUCGCUCAGGGCUUGAAGGUCAUUGCCUGCAUUGGUGAGACUCUUGAGCAGCGGGAGUCAGACCAGAUUUAUGAUGUACUUGAUGGCCAGCUCAGUGGCAUCGCGGACCGCAUUGCAGACUGGGAAAAUGUCGUUGUCGCCUACGAGCCUGUCUGGGCUAUCGGCACCGGCAAGGUGGCAACACCAGACCAGGCACAGGAAGUGCAUGCAUACAUCAGGAAGUGGCUUUCUGAGAAGGUUUCCUCAAAGGUGGCAGGAGCCACCAGGAUUAUCUAUGGUGGCUCGGUCAAUGACAAGAACUCGGCGGAGCUUGCUGGGAAAGAGGAUGUGGAUGGAUUCUUGGUGGGCGGUGCCUCGUUGCAGGCAGCCUCCUUUGCCACAAUUUGCAAUGCGAACGCCAAGGUUGCCGCUUGAAUAUGAUGCAGCAGAUCAGACUUUUGUGAGUGGCUAGCGUUGGAGACUCUGUGCGUGAUUUGUGAGACUACCCUGAUCCAUAUGAGCGAUCUAGAAAGCGCCGGCUUGAGGUCUGUGAAAGAUCUGCCCGUGCUGACUUGUACGAUUACCCACGGCAAUGUGGCGUGCCGCUGUGGCGCCACAUAAUGCCCAAUGCGAUAUGGUGCAAAGCUGAGCUUGCCAGCCCACAAGUAUGCAACAAUUUGCAAUGUCUCCAGGCUUGCAACUUAUGUAAAGAGCCAACCUC
This is a messenger RNA of Coccomyxa subellipsoidea C-169, 1177 nucleotides long. Its product is annotated as Triosephosphate isomerase. The coding region runs from base 127 to 891 and encodes 254 amino acids. The transcript has 5 exons. Gene Ontology annotation, cellular component: cytosol. Gene Ontology annotation, biological process: glyceraldehyde-3-phosphate biosynthetic process; glycolytic process; glycerol catabolic process. The record is from RefSeq and is a predicted model, not a curated record. Gene Ontology annotation, molecular function: triose-phosphate isomerase activity. NCBI's taxonomy places the organism in Eukaryota, Viridiplantae, Chlorophyta, Trebouxiophyceae, Coccomyxaceae.